AUGGUAGUCUUAUAUCUCUACCUCCUGAUUAUCGGUGCCAAUGGAGAAGCGAAGAAGAAAUCGGGUGGAAGGUUGACACCGGAGGAGAAUAAGCAGAGGUUGGAGACUUGUGGAAAGACAGCAAUUGACACCCCAUCCGGUAAUAGCACAUCUAUGGAGCUCCUCAAAAGCUUUCCUGACUGGCUAUCAUGGGCUAUAACUCGUAACCAAAACUCUGGAGCCGCCUUGACCACUAUGAUAUCACCUAGACACUUUCUGACGUCUUCUCAAGUGGUUAUGCAUGAUAAUGCGACUUGGCGAUGGAGUUCAAAAAAAGUCAGAAGAUGUUCUCAUGAACUUGGUCAAGUAAAUCUAGAAGUUCCCAAAGAGAUUCUCAAAAACCUAGAACUUUUCAAGACCGAGUGUCCACCAACAUGUAAAAUUACUUCCGUUAUCCCUGUGACUCGAGCGGUGAUUCUGAAUUACUGUUAUACUACAUCCAGGAUGUGGCAAUGGAGUCAAGCGGUGAUGGUUAUGGAGAUAGCAGAGGAUAUCAGUGACGGUGGUUUUCCUUGUUUAACUUAUGAAGUGGAAAUAUCAGGAGCUGGAGAGGAGGCAGGAGGUGAGGAACGAGAUGAAACGUAUGAGAGGUCUAAAAACGAGUGGCUUUCUUGUUCUCGUCGUAGACGUGCUUGCGAGAAGCACGGAGUGUUUCCCAUUCAGGACGAGUCAGAUCUCUUCGAGCACGUGGCUUCGACGGCAUGGCAAGGAUAUCAGGGUUGGUACGACGAGCAAUGUGGAAUCCGUGUAGGAACGAGUCACGGUCGGAGCUGGAUUCAAAUUGAACUUUCAAAGGGCGGUACAUUGACUUGCAUUCGUGACGAUGGAUCUUGA
Caenorhabditis remanei is the source of this 873-nucleotide messenger RNA. RefSeq lists its product as uncharacterized. NCBI's taxonomy places the organism in Eukaryota, Metazoa, Nematoda, Chromadorea, Rhabditida, Rhabditidae. The record is from RefSeq and is a predicted model, not a curated record. Bases 1 to 873 code for a protein of 290 amino acids. The transcript has 5 exons.